This is a messenger RNA of Ostrinia furnacalis (Asian corn borer), 1391 nucleotides long. It is a transcript of the gene Trxr1, whose product is annotated as Thioredoxin reductase 1. NCBI's taxonomy places the organism in Eukaryota, Metazoa, Arthropoda, Insecta, Lepidoptera, Crambidae. Gene Ontology annotation, biological process: cell redox homeostasis; glutathione metabolic process; cellular response to oxidative stress. The coding region runs from base 1 to 1302 and encodes 433 amino acids. Gene Ontology annotation, cellular component: mitochondrion; cytosol. The transcript is spliced from 6 exons. Gene Ontology annotation, molecular function: thioredoxin-disulfide reductase (NADPH) activity; flavin adenine dinucleotide binding; glutathione-disulfide reductase (NADPH) activity. The record is from RefSeq and is a predicted model, not a curated record.
AUGUGCAUUCUACGUAUGCAAUUUACAAGCAUCCGCGUAAACCGUUUCCAGGAAGCGGUGGCAUACGGCUGGCAAGUGCCACAGCUGAACGCUGUCAAAAUAGACUGGUCGGCGCUCACAGAGUCCGUCCAGAACCACAUCAAAUCCGUCAACUGGGUGACCAGGGUCGACCUCAGGGAUAAGAAGAUCGAGUACAUCAAUGGCCUGGGAGAGUUCAAGGACCCGCACACGAUCAUAGCUACUCUGAAGAAUGGUUCCAAGAAGGAACUGACGGCCAGGAAUAUCGUCAUAGCGGUGGGCGGCCGGCCCCACUACCCUGAUAUCCCGGGGGCGACGGAAUACUGUAUCAGCAGCGACGACAUCUUCAGUCUCAGCCAUCCGCCGGGGAAGACGCUCGUUGUAGGCGCUGGAUAUAUCGGUCUAGAAUGCGCCGGCUUCCUAAACUCUCUAGGCUAUCCGGCGACGGUGCUGGUCCGCUCGGUGCCGUUACGCGGGUUCGACCAACAGAUGGCACGCAUGGUCACCAACGAGAUGGAGGAGCGCGGCGUCAAGUUCCAGCACCGAUGCGUGCCGCAGUCCGUUGAGAAGCUGGAGAGCGGCCAGCUCAAGGCGCGCUGGCUCAACACUGAGACCAACGAUCAAUUCGAAGACGUGUUCGACACAGUGCUGAUUGCAACCGGCCGGUACAUGCUCACUAAGGCGCUGAACUUGGAAGCUGCUGGUGUUAAUUCGCUAUCCGAGAAUGGCAAGAUCGUAGCGCCGACGGAACAAACGAACGUUCCACACAUCUUCGCAGUGGGUGACGUGUUGGAAUCGCGGCCUGAACUCACGCCCGUGGCCAUCCACGCCGGCCGCUUGCUAGCGCGCCGUAUCUUCACCGGAGCGACGCAGCAGAUGGACUAUGACAACGUGGCCACUACUGUCUUCACGCCCCUGGAGUAUGGCUGUGUGGGGCUCAGCGAGGAGGCCGCCACCGAGAGGUUCGGGCAGGACAACGUGGAGGUGUACCACGCGUUCUACAAGCCGACGGAGUUCUUCAUCCCACAGCGCAACAUCAAGAACUGCUACAUCAAGGCCGUGGCGCUGCGCGAGGCGCCGCAGCGGGUAUUAGGCCUCCACUUCGUGGGCCCGGUCGCUGGAGAAGUCAUCCAGGGCUUCGCGGCCGCUGUGAAAUGCGGUCUGACGAUGGAGUUGCUGAUGAACACUGUAGGCAUCCACCCGACUGUGGCUGAAGAGUUCACUCGUCUCAACAUCACCAAGCGCUCGGGCCGCGACCCCAACCCUGCCUCUUGCUGCAGUUAAACACGCACUCACGCACCACACUUGCAUGCUUGCACUCCGGUUCAACGACCUUUAUAUCAGUAACUUUACCAUGAGUUUAUAUUAAAAGA